Molecule: messenger RNA, 1531 nt
Organism: Rattus rattus (black rat)
Lineage: Eukaryota; Metazoa; Chordata; Mammalia; Rodentia; Muridae
Gene: C17H4orf51
Product: chromosome 17 C4orf51 homolog
Exons: 6
Coding region: 78-704 (208 amino acids)
Source: RefSeq, a predicted model, not a curated record
CUAGAAGGGAAUGAACUCUUCGCCCUGCCCAGGGCUUGAACCGCUGUUGCCUGCAGCUUCCCUGUCCGCCCAUAGCCAUGUCGCACUUCUUGUACUUAGCCCCGGAAAUCCAGCUUCCCUUUAGCCCGCUCACUUCUACAGAGUUCGAGCUGAUCAGACGCAAGGCCCGAGAACUGUGGCAGAAUGAGGCGCGAUGGUCUACUUCUUCAGUGACAACCUACUCAGGGAGUUACCGGGAAAAGCAACUGGAUGAGGCCGCCUUCCACCGGCUGGCCCAGAGAUUUGGCCAGCCUCACUUUGAAUACAAACCAGCACCAUUGCCAGGCGGCUCUGCCUACAACGCUCUACCCGGCCAGGCUGGUUCCCAGGAGGCUGCAGAUGGCAAAGGCGGACUCCCUGAUAUAACAAGCCCUUCCCAGGACAGCACGCUGAACAUCAAGCACAAAGUGGCACAUCAGAGUUGGAGUUCUGGAACCUCUCGUCCAACAUGUGUAGCUUAUAGACCACGCCACCUGUCCCCCAGUCCGAAGCCCAAAAGGCCAGGCUUUGAGCUCCUCAUGAGUUACAGGAACAGAGGGAGGAAACUACUGAAACAACUUCAGCGACAAUGGGAUUAUGAAUACAAGUUAUGCUCCUCAGAUGAUUCAGACACGGAUCGAUUCUCCUCCGGUACCAGUGGAAGCUCCAGGCGGAAAUUCAAGUAAUUUCGAGAAAGAAGCCACAAACCGAGGGCCCUAACUUCUGUGUUAACCCAUUGAGACAGGAGUUCCAAGGAGGCCUUGGUGUGGUAUGCACAUAGGGAACACCUUGCUUGAAACUUCCCUGGGCUUCAUCCCUCGUUGUUGUCUCUCUCUGCGCUGUGCAUGUGCGUGCACGUGUAUGUUGAUGGGGAGGGAGUUUGUCACAAACAUGAUUAAUGUUCCUUUACAAUAAGUGCCCAGGUUCCCAUUCUGCUGUAAGAACCUCACAAAUUACGGUGGGCUCCAGAGUUAUACAGCCUGUCCUUUACCUCAGAGAAAGACUUUUCUGUUUCUCCCUGAGCUAGGGCCCAGAAGAGAAAGCCGCCCUCAGCAGGCAGGGUUUCCCUCCACCCGGGGAAAACUGGCUUCGCUGGCUGCUCCUCCUCCCAUGGACCUGUGCCUCCUUCUUCCCACUGUGUCUGCCCCAGCGGGGUCCCCACGCGGCCCUGUGGUUGCCCUGCCGGAAAGCCGCCAAGGGACCUGGCAGAGAAGGAGCAAGCUACGCAAUAGUGCCCUUCUCCUACUGGCAGCCAUUCCUCUGCCACCCGGAGCUUCGGUGCCCCUGAUCCAGCCUGUACCCCAACCCAUGGCUCCCCUUGAACAGAGUACAAAAGUCGCACCCUAGUCCCCUAGCCGCCCCUUCCCCCAUAGUUAAGCCGACCCAGCACUUAACUAUGUUUUUCCGUUAGCUCCAGGUUGGGCUAAAUACAUUCGCUGGGAGCCAUCUGGUCUGCUUCCCGGGAACUCUUCAUGUGGUUUCCAUUAAACUCGCCAGAAUCAUGCAUUGAAAA